GAGAGGCAGCUAUCUCCGUGCGUCCUUUCCCCCUCCUCCUUUUUCACCUCGCGUAGACCCGCGAAAGGACGCGAAGGAUGAGAUGAAUGAAACGUAGAAAAGGGUGGAAAUCUUCGUGACCGAGGGACCAUUCCGAGUUGCGGAGCCACGUCUGCUGCCACGGUGCGGAGAGGAGCGUAAUCGCGAUCGGCGCUGACGUAGUGGCCCGAGACCGAACCGGUGGGCUGUCGCUGCCGCCGCCGCCGCCGACGACCGGAGGGACUCACAGGUGAGGCGAAGAGGUGGGAGAUCGCACGUUCGUCGCGUUCGCGUGUCCUCGAGCGAGUGUGCGUAAGCGAGCGAUUGCGGACCGAGAGUGUCUUGUCCGCGCGACGAGACAAGACGAGGAUAAUAAACAACGACGGCCGACGGUGGCGGUAGAGUGCGGUGUGCGACGUCGACGAUCUACCAGCGGACGAGGCACGGCGACACCUGCUUGGUGGGUAGGUAGCCGUGCGGCACAGUAACGCGCGUAGAGAAGGAUAGACAAACGGACGGACAAACGGACGUGCGUGCGUGCACAGCAGCAGCAGAAACGGCGACGGCCAUACUCAAACAACGGCCGAGCGAGUACGAGAGAUGAAGUAGGUGAUAAUCUCGAAUCGGAAGAGGGAGAGAGAGAGAAAAAGAAGAGAGUUCCGAUCUUCAUAACCGUACGCAGUGGACCGCGCGCCCGAGUUUCAGGACGACGGAGAGACAAAGAGAGAACGAAAGAUAGAGCGAGGAAAAGAGACAGAGGCGAGUUGAACCGAGUCGAAUCGUGGAAUCGGUGCGAGUGUAAUCGCGAUAUAUCGGUGUGCGAGGGCGAGCUUAGCACUGCCAGCAGCAGCGACAGAGCGGCAGCAGUAACGAGUAGCGAAGAGAACACGAAGGAGCGGCCCGGAACGGGCGGAAGUGUGGGUCGUGCGUGCCUCUGCGUGCCUCUGCGUGCAGUGCGUGCGGAGAGAACGUCGGAAAGAGGAUAACAGACAGCAGUAGCGGUAACAGCAACAGCGGCGUCGGCGUUGGGGACGGAGGGGAAGGAAGAGGAGGAGGAGGAAGAGGCAGCGGCAGUGAGCGGAGCACCGGUGGUCGAGCCUGACGCGGGUGUCCAGUGGUCGGCCGGCGGGAUGAGCGCCAAGACAGAUGUGAAUAGACGGGUGCUGGCAAUCCAAGCGAAGAAGAAGCGGCACAAGCCCAGCAAGCGCAAGGGCAAGGCCAAUUCCCAGAGCGAGCAAGACGCGCAGAGCUCCAAGGGGCCGCGUGUUGGUAGUGGCCAGGUAGUGGCUACCGCGACCACCACCGCCGCCGCCGCCAACGCUGCCACCACUACCACCACUACAGCCACCAACGUCACCACCACAACGACCACUUCUACCACCACGACCACCAAUACUUAUGAGUACGCCUCGGACGGCCCCCCGCAGCGCGCCUAUAACAGCGACAACGGGACCAGAUUGGUACCAUGUCAUAGUUCCAGCAAUGAAACGAUAGAAGACGACGAUGUAUUCAGUACUGACGACGAGGAACAGGAGGACAGCAGUGACUACUGUAAAGGCGGGUACCAUCCCGUGAAGAUAGGAGAUCUCUUUUUAAAUCGCUAUCAUGUCACCCGUAAGCUCGGCUGGGGUCACUUUUCCACCGUAUGGCUCUGCUGGGACUUACAGGAUAAACGUUUUGUGGCGCUUAAAAUAGUGAAAUCCGCAUCCCAUUUCACUGAGACUGCAUUGGAUGAAAUUAAAUUGUUAAAAGACGUGCGCGAUACAGAUCCCACCGAUCCUAAGCGCAAUAAGACCGUCCAGUUGCUCAAUGACUUCAAGAUCAGCGGCAUUAACGGCCUGCAUGUUUGCAUGGUAUUUGAAGUGCUUGGACAUAAUCUUCUUAAAUUGAUUAUCAAGUCGAACUACAGAGGAAUUCCAAGAAAUAACGUUAAGCGCGUCAUCAGACAAGUACUCGAAGGUCUCGACUAUCUUCAUAAUAAAUGUAAAAUUAUUCAUACAGACAUUAAACCUGAAAAUGUUCUUGUAUGCGUCGAUGAGACUUAUAUACGAAAAUUAGCAUGUGAAGCGACAGAAUUGCAUUCUAUGGGGGCGAAGUUACCGGUAUCUCUGAUUUCCACUGCGCCGAAAGAGUUUCAAGAACCCACGCCGAAUUCCAAAAUGUCCAAGAACAAGAAGAAAAAAUUGAAGAAAAAAGCCAAACGCCAAAACGAGCUCUUGAAGAAACAAAUGGAGCAGAUAGAGGAGUUAGAGGAACAAAUUAAGCUCGCGAAUAGCACGAGAGAAAACGGAGAGGUUGAAACGAAUAGUUUAGACCAGGAUCUCAAUACGGAGAGCAUAGAGGACAAUACGGAGAGCAAAGGAUCACCCGACAACUCGGAGCCAUCUGCACCUUCCUUACAUGUGAAUGGGGUAGAUGGUUUAGCGGGCGGUGAGAAAAUACAGAAUCCAUCGUCCGAACAAUCUGAAAAAAUGGACAAUGUCACUCUGUGCGAUGUGGAGAAAAGUUGUGGCGAAGGUAUCCUACCACCUGAUCCCGAUGACACUGAUGAAUGUAGCGAAGGUCGUAGAUCAUUGAACCCACCGGAAAGUAAGCAAUUGAAACGGGCGUCCAUGUCUCCUCUGGAUCCUGCCAUAAUGGACUGCGAGAUAGAUGUAAAAAUAGCAGAUCUUGGAAACGCAUGCUGGGUUCAUAAAAAAUUCACGGACGAUAUUCAAACUCGUCAGUACAGGUCACUCGAAGUUCUGUUAGGUUCUGGUUACGAUACUUCUGCCGAUAUAUGGUCCACUGCUUGCAUGGCGUUUGAAUUGGCAACUGGAGAUUAUCUUUUUGAACCUCACAACGGCAAGGAUUACUGCAGAGAUGAAGAUCAUUUGGCUCAUAUCAUCGAAUUGCUGGGAGAGAUACCGAGACGUAUCGCUCUUUCGGGGAAGAACUCGAGGAUAUAUUUCAAUAGGAAAGGUGAAUUAAAGCAUAUUACCGGGUUGAAACCAUGGGGCCUGUAUGAAGUGUUGACGGAGAAAUACGAGUGGACUCCGAACGAAGCGCGCGAGUUCGCAGAGUUCCUAAUACCUAUGCUCGAGUUCAAUCCGAGCAUGCGAGCCACUGCAGCCGAGUGCCUGAAGCAUCCUUGGCUGCAAAUCAAAAAGUGAUCGCGUUUUUUAUUGUUUUAUCUGUAAUAUCUCUGCAACUUUCACUUUACCGCCCAGUUGUCGCAAUUAUAAAUCGAGAGUGUGAUAGGAAGCCGAAAAACACUUGCAAACUUGUCAGGUGUUAUUUCCGUACUGAAAAAAGAAAAUCACAAUUUCGCGACCCGAUUUGCGAAAAGCAAGUGCAUCGUUUCAAGAGCGCACAUGUACACAUACACACGUACACUAGAAAACUGUUUGAUAUAAUAUGAAUUAUGGAAACGAGUUGUAACAUAUGUUGUUAUAUUAAUCAUACGUACACUACGAGCGUGUCUCCGCGUGGGAAAUGUUACGAAACCGAAAACGUUUCGAAAAGAUUGUUAUAUACCUUUUACAAAUGGUGAUUUGACAAUAUUGCGGAAGUCGCCUCAAGGAAAGUCGCCUCUCAAACGCAGCGAGCGAAGUGUCGCAAAAUCCGGAAAUUAUUAAAGAUCUUGCAACAUUCCGCUAAUUUCCAUAUAUAAAAUGGCCGCGCGCGUGCUUCCUAAUGUAACACUCUCAAACAUACAUCGGCUGACCAUUUGUGUAGUUGUACCACUUGUUAAAUCAUAUUUUUAAUUAGUGAUGAGAGAACUUAAAUUAAAAGAAGAAAGAAAAAUUUUUUUCAUAGUACUUUAUAUAGAUAUAUAUAGAUUACUUUACAUACACAUUUGUGUCGCAUUCUUUGUACUUGUCAUUUAAUUUAUCUAUGAAUAUUCCAAGAGUCGUGGGAUCCACUUGUAACGCGCUGUGAAGGUACUGGCGGACUCGGUAACGUGUUUGGUUUAAAAUUAGGACUCAUUGCCUUGACUCAGUUAUCCGUGUGUACUUUUAUAUAUUGCACACCGGUCGCUGUAAAUUCUUGCCAACAAACUUGUCGUCUGAAAUCGCAACGGGACAGAAAUGGCUACUUAAUUAAUAUUUUACGUCUACCUCAAUAUACGUGAGCCGGUUAGAAAUACUCAUGAACGGAUAUACACAUAACGAGGGACCGCAUUCAAAUAGAUGUAAAUUUCAAAUAGAGGAAUCUGUAUAUUAUAGAUAAUCAAGAGUCGAUCUCUGGAUUCUUGGAAUAUAUAAUUUACAAUGGGCGCUGGUUGGAUAAAACAAUAUGCAUGUGCUUAUUCAAGGAUUUUAUUUUUUUUCAAAGCUAUUCAAUCUUAUAUAAAAUCUAAGAGUAUCGAUUUUCUUUUGUAUCGCCGUCAGAAUAACUUUAAAAUAAAUUAAAUUUUAUUUAGCAGCAAACGGCGUGAAGGUCGUACUUGUUGAUAUUACAUAAUAAUUUAUAUAUAUUUUUUUUGUAACGAUACACGUUAAAGACAACUGUAUAUAUAAAUAGCAAUAUAUAAGACUAAUGUUAUAUCCAAUAGGCGAUUUGUAUGUGAAAAUAUAUUAUGCAUCUUGUCUUAUUCCAUUGCGCCCUACGAUACUAAUAUUGUAAUGAACAUUUCUGUUUGUUAUAAUCUUGUUUACAUCGCUAAUGCGAAUGCCUGUAUACAUAAUGUACAAUUACAAAAAGAAAGAGAGAGUAUCUAUAUCGUGAAUAAGAUAUUGGCAAACAUGAGAGCAAUUAUAACAAAAGUAACGUUGAAUUUUAUGCAAACUUCUUUACUUCACUGAACACUGACUGACUACUGAGCUCUCUGCCCAUAAUAAUUGUCUUCUAUUUUAUAAAUAAAGAAGCGAAGCAGUGCGUUCCUCAGGACCAUUUGAUCGUGCAUGUUUUCCUAUGCACGAAUUCGAUUCAUGCUUCCCGCAGAAUGUCCUGUUUCGCUUCGUCUGCCAAUCUAAAGUUAUCUCGCAAAAGGUCUCGAUUGAACUACGUGUGGAGAUGCGUGCGUACGUGGAAAUCAUUACGAUGUACAAAUGUCUUUGUCAUUCACUUUUCGGUUACAUUUCUUCCCGGGUAAAAGAGGAAAAUACUCUUGUAAAAAUAUAUGGCAUUUUACGAUUUAUUUUUUAA
Molecule: messenger RNA, 5148 nt
Organism: Pogonomyrmex barbatus (red harvester ant)
Lineage: Eukaryota; Metazoa; Arthropoda; Insecta; Hymenoptera; Formicidae
Gene: SRPK
Product: SR splicing factor protein kinase
Biological process (GO): spliceosomal complex assembly; peptidyl-serine phosphorylation; regulation of mRNA processing
Cellular component (GO): nucleus; cytoplasm
Molecular function (GO): ATP binding; protein serine/threonine kinase activity
Source: RefSeq, a predicted model, not a curated record